AUAGUUCGAUACCUACGACCUACCAGCUGGUUACUACAAUCUGCGCAUCAUUGCAGUGUUUCAAGUGUACCCAACGAAUGAACGACAACACUUAACUAUUAUUAAAAUAUAUCGUGGAGUGUUAAAAUUGGAUAAUUACUAUAGUUAACUUAAAAACCUUCAUUAUUUAAUAAAUGUGCAAUUGAUUUUUAUAAUGAUUAUAGGUAUAUCAUGUGGAAUUCAGAAGGGAAAACACUGAAUGAAAAUAAUAGUGCACACUGUAAAACAAUAUUCAAACAAACUUUUAAAUUUACCAAAGAUAUACCAGAACAAAGAAUUUCACCUGAAGGAUUUUUAAUACGAGAUUGCGGUUGCGUCAUGAGAUUUUUACCUAAUUUAGAUAACAAAUUGAAUAAGAAUAAGUUACAGCUCGCAACCACUAACAAGAAUCAAAAUCAAAAAAACAUCAGUUAUACACACCAUCGUAAUAAUUUAAAUCAUACAAAAGUUAUUUCAGCAGAAAUGUAUCAAUCAACAUUUUGGAUGGAACCAAGAAUAGUGCCUGUUAAGUAUACUACUGAACUAAAUUUCAACUUGGAAUCACCCAUAAGAAAAUUUACAGAAACAAUUGACUUACAGAUGAAAUUAGUUGCUUGUCCAUAUAUUCAGCAAAUUGGAACUACAAAACGUUUUAAAACAUCAAUCGAGACAAAAAUCCAAUCAGAGUAUACACUACCAUUGGAUACUACUAUUUAACUUAAUAAUUGCAUAUUUAG
This is a messenger RNA of Metopolophium dirhodum (rose-grain aphid), 755 nucleotides long. RefSeq lists its product as uncharacterized. Bases 211 to 735 code for a protein of 174 amino acids. NCBI's taxonomy places the organism in Eukaryota, Metazoa, Arthropoda, Insecta, Hemiptera, Aphididae. The record is from RefSeq and is a predicted model, not a curated record. The transcript has 6 exons.